AUGGCCAAAAGGGAUCGUAGCAUGUCCCCGCCGAAGCCGACGGCAAAGCGACGAAAGCGCGGCGGUAAGCGGCGUCGAAAGAAGCAGAAAGGAGAAGUUAUUCUUCCUUCUGCCCCGGCGUCUUUUGUGUGUCACAUAUGCACAAAGAACCAUUGGACAGUUGCCUGCCCCCGACUACAACGGAACCCCGAACAAUACCCAUUAAUGGAUAGAAAAAGGGGAUGCUGGAAGUGCGCUCAGCGAGGACAUCCAUCGGCGCAGUGCCCAGUCAAGAAGUACCGCUGCGCCGACUGUGGCGGCAUUCACGACACUCGUGACUGCGAGUUUGACCACAAGAGCGAGGAGUGGCAUGAGUUUUACGAUCCCAUCACACAGCAUGUCUUUUAUAGCCAUAGUGAGACACACGAGGUACAAUGGACGCCGCCAACGCACCGGCUGGACGUGGUAUUGUGGUUCUGCCCCAACUGUAAUAUACUUAUGCCAACAAGUGUGCCGGAGUGUGUCAAAUGUCACGCGCCUCGGAUGGAAUCAAAGAUAUCCUCCGAUUCUUCUUCUUCGGAAUCUUCCUCAUCUUCUUCCUCCGCAUCAUCAUUUGCUGCCGAAGACGAUAGUGACGAAGGCGCUAGUGGUUCUUCCGUGGAUGAAUAUUAA
Trypanosoma cruzi is the source of this 651-nucleotide messenger RNA. RefSeq lists its product as uncharacterized. Gene Ontology annotation, molecular function: zinc ion binding; protein binding; nucleic acid binding. The record is from RefSeq and is a predicted model, not a curated record. The coding region runs from base 1 to 651 and encodes 216 amino acids. The transcript has a single exon. Lineage: Eukaryota; Euglenozoa; Kinetoplastea; Trypanosomatida; Trypanosomatidae.